AUGUCAACUUAGUAUAGAGUUCCUUCUAAUGACAAUUACAUUCAUGAUUUAGAAAAUAUCUCUUAAAGGUAUAAUUAAAACAUAAUGAAAGAGAGCGUCAUGGAUUAUUUAAUUAGCCACCACCUUUAUUAUUGGGGGAUUAAUAUAACGAUGCUUUGAAAAGUAUUCAAUAUUUUCUAAUUAUGAAGGCUAAGGUAAAGAGAAAGGAAUUCUAAUUAAUAAAAAACUCUAAAAAAAACAUGAACCUGCUUUGUUUUCAGAACCUGGCUAUACAACAUUAAAUGACCCAUAUAAAGAUUCAUUUAAAGCUAAAUAAAUUUAUGAUAAAGAGAAAGAAUUGGCUAUUAAAAAUCCAAACAGUUUCAAACCGAAUGACCACUAAAAAUCUGUGUAUAUAAUUUAACUUAUUCAGUAAACAUUCUGAAUUUGAACAUAUGAAGGAAUAUAAUGAUAAAAUCUAUAAAACUCGAAAUUCAGCUGGAAAUGUUAUUACUUAAGCUAGAAAUUUUUUGACUAACCCUGCAAAAAAAGGAUUAGGCAGAACUACAAUAAAUAAUUUAUUUAGUUAGAUAGAAUACAUUCCUGAUCCUUAUGAUAGAUAAGAAGAAAUGGAUAGAUAAGAGAGAAUAUAACACAAAAGCAAAUAAUUACCUGGAACAACAAGAUUUAUCACUACUAGCCAUGGAAAUAGACCCUUUACUUCAGAAGGUAUCUUAUUAGAUGGAGCAGGAUAUACAAUAUGUACUAAAAUAAUAACCCUUUAGAAAAAAAACCACCUCUUUAUAAAGGAAAUCCAUUUAGACCAUCAAACUAAAAUAAAAAAGGAUUUUAAGGAACUUUUGAAGUACUUCAAUAUAUGGAAGAAGGAGGCCCGGAUAUAAAAACAAAACAAAAUACCUUCGAAAAAUUGAGUGCUACCUAAACAUUUGAAAAACCAUGGAGACCUAAUUCUAAUGGAACAUUUGCUAGACCUUGUCCGAGUGUUUCAUAAUAAAUAAGGAAUAGAAGUGCUGGAUCGAAUUAAAGAGUAUGA
Paramecium pentaurelia is the source of this 1033-nucleotide messenger RNA. The record is from the annotation of a GenBank genome assembly. NCBI's taxonomy places the organism in Eukaryota, Ciliophora, Oligohymenophorea, Peniculida, Parameciidae.